AUGCUUACGUGGCAACACUUAUCGUGCUGAAGGCAACUUUAGACUUUGAGGAUUGCAGCUGAAGAGGUGUUUGGUAGGUGUAGUGUUAGGAAGAGGAAUGUGGAAGGACAUUUUUGGAUUUUGCCUAAAGAAGAGGAGGGAACAUAGGGUGAUUGUCUGAAAGAGACAGGAGACUGUAAGUGGUGUCAGUGGCACUUUUGAGUUUAUCUGUUACCUUUUAAACAAAACGAGAAAACUCAAAAUGACAAUACACUAACAUAUGCCAGUGAAUACCAUUAUCCCUAAUGCUAAAACAUCUGCAUAUUUUUUUGCAGAUCCAUGGCACUAGUUUCACUAGUGUAAUUUAAAAUGGCUGAAGUUGCUGUCUUAUGUUAGCUGUGGUGAUGAAGUGAUGAAGGACAUUAAUAAAAAAUCAAUCAGUGGUAAUAAAGUUAGUCAGUGCUAAAAUAAGAAGUGUAGCAAUAGCUGAUCAGAAAAUGACUCAUCUGUAGUGGAAAUAUGUUCUGACAGUUUAACAGUGAAGACAAAGAGAAACUAAGUCAGUGUGCAGUGUGAAGUCACUGUAUAUUUCCUGAUCUACAGUCACAGCAUCACUCUGAGAAUAGACAAAGCAGCUUUAGAGCUUUUUCACGGGAAGCUGCAGAACCAGAGUGCUUCUUGGCAAUGAAUCCAACAUUUAUUUAAUACAACAAACCAAGAGACUGUGGAGGUGAAUCAUUUCAAAGAUGAACUGGAUUUAUUUUCAGUGCCAGAUCCAUGGUUGCCCCCCAAAACAUGACAUCAUCUUUGGACCAGACCUAUGAUGUUGACGAGACAUCCAUUAACCCAUACUUUAUGGCGGUCUACAGUCUGGUGUUCCUAGUGGGUUUACUCCUCAAUGGCUUUACAUUGAAGGUCUAUCUUUGUCGAGAUUGGCCUGAGGUAUCCAACAGCUUGAUGGUCUACUUGAAGAACCUGACAGCUGCUGACUUCCUGCUCUGCCUCUGUCUGCCACUCCGCAUUACCUACUAUGCCAGCAGCUCUCCCAUCAUUCGUAGGCUGUACUGCAGCUUUGGAGCUUCUGCCUUAUUCAUUAACAUGUAUGCCAGUAUACUAUUCAUGGGGUACAUCGCUGCCAACAGGUAUCUAAGGAUCAUCCAUCCUUCAGGAACUCACAUGCUGCAGACAGUGCAAACUGCACGAAUCAUCUCUGUCAUCACCUGGGUUUUUCUCCUGGCUCCAACAGUCGUCUAUGUUAUCAUUUUUUUCAGCUCCCAGAAACCUCUGACCUUUAAUCCUAGCCGCUGCGUUCACCUGUUUACUCCAUCAGUCAGCCUGUUGUUCAGAAUUCUCCACACCUUCUCUGCAAUCAUCUUCCUCUUGGUCUUCAUAUCCCUGGUCUUCUUCUAUUACAGCAUCUCCCGCAGAGUGCUGGAGGCACAGCAGACACAGCUGGCCUCCUCUGGCACUGAGAAGCUGCUGAAGUCUCGCAGAAACAUGUUGGUGCUGGUCAGCAUCUUCUGUGUUUGCUUUGUCCCCUAUCACCUGGUUCGUCUUCCCUUUGCGUUUCUGUGGAGCGAUGACUCAGUAGGUCCAGUAUUGUUCUACCUGAAGGAGGUGACCACCAUGGUGUCAGUUUUCAACAUCUGCCUGGACCCUGUUGUUUACUUUUUCCUCAGUAACACUUUUUGGGACAAGGUCAGAAAGGCGAGAGCCCAACAUACAACUAGAAACAAGGAGAAUGAGAGCAGGAGGGACAAGCUGGACAUCAUUACAUUAGAACCAGUGACUUCAACCAGUUAGUUGUGAAAAUGUACAUUUAGAUUUCAAUUUUGUUUACAAGUUGAUAAAAUCAGUGUCAUGGACCUUUAUCCUCGCAAACCACAAGUCAGAAAUCCAAACAAAGCUAAAGUCAACACAGAAACAUUUCCACAGAGACGGCAUCAGUGUUUAUGUUUCUAGUUUUCAGGAAUGAGCCCAAAGGCUGAUUUAGUAUGAAUGAACUGAACCAUUCUGUGGUCAAAUUCAAAUGUUGUUCAUAUGGUUCUGGAUCUUUGGCUCACAUGAUUCAAUGAUUUAGUUUUAUACAAUUUAGUAUUACAUUUUACGUUGCUGAGUAUGUUUGCGAAUUUUUAGUUUAUUUGCUUUUGUUUAUUGUUGUUUAUUAGGUUACCUUUGU
Molecule: messenger RNA, 2158 nt
Organism: Oreochromis niloticus (Nile tilapia)
Lineage: Eukaryota; Metazoa; Chordata; Actinopteri; Cichliformes; Cichlidae
Product: P2Y purinoceptor 14-like
Exons: 4
Coding region: 757-1782 (341 amino acids)
Biological process (GO): G protein-coupled receptor signaling pathway
Cellular component (GO): membrane
Molecular function (GO): G protein-coupled purinergic nucleotide receptor activity
Source: RefSeq, a predicted model, not a curated record